AUGAAAAUAGAAGAUGCGCGAAUAACUAGUGACUUACAGUUGGUUAUUCGCCAAAUAGAAGGGGUAUAUAGCACAAAUGAGUCAUCCUUGCAAAAAUACAAGAAGCUUGUCGGAGAGUUAUCAGCACAAAUUCCAAAAAUAAGUUGGAGGCACAUUUCGACGAAAGAUAAUCGGUUCGCAGACGCGCUUGCUUUUAUUCCAUCUAUGAUGGUGGAUCCGACUGCGAGGGACAUAAAGAUACAAACACUCUUUUUACCCUCCAUUAAUAAAGAAGAAUGUGAAGAUGUAGAUGUAAUGCUAGUAGACAGUGAAGAAGAAGAGCAGGUGAACAAAGCCGCAGAUUGGAGAACCCAACUCCAUUUGUAUUUAGAAAAAGGAGAAGUCCCAAGAAACAGGUUGGAGGAACACAAGUUAAAGAGCAGAGCAACAAAUUAUGAUUUGAGAGAUGGUGUACUUUACCGAAGAUCAUUCAUGGGACCAUCGCUUAGAUGUUUAACGAGAAAAGAAGGAAUAAAAAUCUUGAAAUAA
Papaver somniferum (opium poppy) is the source of this 528-nucleotide messenger RNA. RefSeq lists its product as uncharacterized. NCBI's taxonomy places the organism in Eukaryota, Viridiplantae, Streptophyta, Magnoliopsida, Ranunculales, Papaveraceae. Gene Ontology annotation, molecular function: nucleic acid binding; RNA-DNA hybrid ribonuclease activity. The transcript has a single exon. The coding region runs from base 1 to 528 and encodes 175 amino acids. The record is from RefSeq and is a predicted model, not a curated record.